AUGGAAACUUUUCACGAUCCACUACUGCUCAAGAAAACCACAUCAUCACCGUUGUAUCGUGGUGGCAGCCUGAAAUCACCACCGUUAAGCGGCGGUGGUCGCCUGUCGAAUGGCGGCGUUGCGCCCGUACGACGACUAUGGUCGACGCGCGACACCGACGCGUCCGUGGCCGGAUCGUUCAGCGUCGAUUCACGGAUGGAGAUCCGACCGAAGAAGGUCAAGAAGCUACCGUCGAAGGAUAUUGCGCAGGUGGUGCUCUCUAUUCGAAUAAACUUUAUUUUUAGCAUGGAAUUUUGUAAAUUUUGGGGAAAUGUGGGUUUGAUUCACUCAGGCAUAGUGGCCAAAGACUUUCCUGUGUUUUGGAUAAUUUCCUGA
Necator americanus (New World hookworm) is the source of this 375-nucleotide messenger RNA. RefSeq lists its product as uncharacterized. The record is from RefSeq and is a predicted model, not a curated record. The transcript has a single exon. Bases 1 to 375 code for a protein of 124 amino acids. NCBI's taxonomy places the organism in Eukaryota, Metazoa, Nematoda, Chromadorea, Rhabditida, Ancylostomatidae.